UAACUUUUUUCAUCUUUUAAUGGAUAAUUCAAUAUCCAAUUAAUGGUCAACACAAUCAAUGAUUAAAUUGAUUGGUUUGUCACAAUUAAUUGUCUUCCAAUAGUCGAUAUCUUUUUCAUUAUCAUUUAAACUCUAAUUUUUUGGAUUAUCUUUUUGCUUUCAUUGUGUUCAAUCAAAUUGUGGAUUUUUGUGAAAAUUAUUAUUACAAUGGAUUAUUUAAUUGCUUCUAAAUUGUACACAAUUCUAGUUUUGUUGUUAACAAUUAAUGGUUACAACUGUACCUGUUACUUUCCCAUAGAGUAUCAAGGUACUUUUAUGAUGCAAACCCAAGCUUCAUCUUCAUCAUCAUCUUCUUCAAAUGAAGUCACAUAUUCGGAGAUUACCAUUGAAGCUGAUGCCAUAUCACCAUGGGGUUCAUGUCAUGAACGCAAUGGAACCAAUGUUAUCCUAACUGACUCAACUGGACCAGAUACAAAUUGUAUGAGAUGUUUACAUUUAUCACUUAAAACUGGUAAUAUAUUACAAAUACAUGCUGAAGGAUUGGCUCGAUGUUACACUAAUGUUGAAGCUGCUAAGGCCACUUGUCCAACCGAUAAAACUCUGAAAGAGAAUAGAUCAACAUUAGAAUUAAUCUUAUUUCGUAAACAUAUUCCAGUAGAAAAUAUUGAAACAAUUGAAAAGGUUUUCUGUCCAAUUAAUGGUCGUUAUAAGUUGACUUAUACAACAAACAAUGGUCAAGACCAAUGUACUUCAAGUCCAUCCGAUAUAUCAAAUUGUCCAAAAGGGAAUGUCCUUUCAGCGCGUUUCCGUAAAUGCCAAUCAAUUCCUGAUCAAGAAAUACAAUUUCAAUGUUUGGGUGACUGGGAAAAUACUAACGGAGGAAGUGACAGAUUCAUCGCUCUAUUGGACCUUUCAUCGGAACCAAGAAAUAGACCAAAAUAUCGAUGUGGAAUGUUUCGGGAAAACUCAACCAACGGACAAAUUUAUGUCUCACUCUCAGCUGAUUCAACUUGCUCAACCAAUCUCGUUAAUGCAAGGAUUGGAUAUGAAACAUUAACAUUGACUCCAACAAUUGGUGAUAAAAUAAUGACUCGAUAUCCGAUUACUGAGAGCAUCAAAUGUCGAUUUCCUGAUUGGACUCAAGGAAAAUGGGAUCGAAGUCGAAUCGACGGAAAUCAAUUCAAGUUUAAAGAUGUGGUCAACAACUACAGGACAUUAACAUCAAAAUGUAUAAUGAGACAAUCAAAUACACCAAAUGAUAGAUUCAUUGUUCACAGUUCAACUCAAUGCUAUACACUUGAGUUUCAAUUCGGUGCCAAAUCAAGUCCUAAUUUAUUGGCUCAUUUAUGUGAUGAUCAACAUUUUACAUCAAACAAUUGGAUAACCCAAGGACGUAAAAUCGUUACAAUUCAAACUCCUUGUCCAAUUACCGGUGAUUAUACAGGAAUCGUUCCCAAUGUAACUGGAUUAUGUGCAAAAGUAUCAUCUGAUUGUAAUAAUCCUGAUAUAAUGUAUCAUUCAGUUUCCAGUUGUGAAAAUGCAUCUCAUGUUUUUGAAGAGCGUGAAUAUCGUUGUUUAGGGAACUGGGAAGAAGACGGAAUCCUUUAUACAUUCACUCAACGCAGAGACGCAACUGGAUAUCAAUGCUUUGCUGGUAAAAUCUUGGGCAAUGGUGAAGUUGCUUACAUCAGAGAAGCUGGUGAAAAUUGUAUUCGAGCUGAACAUCCAUUAACUGUUGGAAUGAAAAUCACAAAGCAAGUGGCUUGUCAACGGAUCAUUACAACGACAAAAGCUCCUUGGCCUUUAAGGACUGAUAGGAUAUACCAAGUGCACAAAGCUCAGCCAUCAUUUCAACCAGCACUAAGAACUGUUUCGACUAAACCGAUAGCUCAACCCUUACCUCAUCAUAUUCCUCGUCCAAUUCAGUCCAUGUUGGGAUUCAAUGACAACAACCCUCAUUGGUACCAAUCUGAUCCUCCAGCUAAAAAGAUAUGGAAACCUGCUUCAAUUACACCAUUUAAACAAUCAAAAAUGCACAGAAGUUCAGGAUCGUCCAUUUGUCCAAUAAUUUUAUUAACAAUCGCCUUUGCCUUCCUCAGUAGUCUGGUCAGAUAGACAACUUUAAAUCGAUAUACUAUUGUUAAACUGUGAUUAACUUGUUACCUAUUCUUGCGAUUGUUCAAGCCAAAUCGUAUCUUUGGAUUGUCUGUCACUAAACAUUCAGCAUCCAAAGCGACCGAGAAAUACAAUGAAAAAUGACAAACCUAACGUUAAAUCAACUAGUCAUUUGUUGGUACAAGCUUUGUUAGAUGAAGAAUCUAAACCCAUGAAAUAUCUGAUUGCCAUUGUCUUUUGAAUCAACUACAAUGGCUAAAACCACACUAAAUGGCAAAUUAUUUUACAUAUUUUUUUAUCGCACCAAAAAAACCCCGAGUCAACUAUCUUAACCAGUGAAUUAUCCUAGUCAACCAAAUUGAAUUUAAAUAAAAAGAUAUUGUUUAACAAAUUUA
Tetranychus urticae (two-spotted spider mite) is the source of this 2510-nucleotide messenger RNA. Lineage: Eukaryota; Metazoa; Arthropoda; Arachnida; Trombidiformes; Tetranychidae. The record is from RefSeq and is a predicted model, not a curated record.